AUGCCCUCCCCCGACCUCCCAAAGCUGGAGGAAAUCGACACCAAGUCGAUCAUCUCUAUGCAAGAACUAGACCCCUCGCCUGUCGAAGAUACCCCAAGCUUGGAAGGCGAAUACUUCCCUCAAACCGAGCCUACUGCUCAGAACGGCGGCUAUCCGAAGCUGGGACUAAGCGGCCAUCGCUGGGAUACAUGGUUGACUCGAAUCCAAAGAUACUCCACCUAUCCCCCGACAGUAUUCACCAUCUUGCAUUUCACCAAUACAUCUCUAAUCCCACUCGUAACUCGCUCCGUGCCCGCAAGCGAGUCCUACCUACUGCUCACGCGACCCAUCUACCAAGCCCCGGGCCUAGAGCACCUCGUCCUCACCAUCCCCGUUCUAGCACACAUCAUCUCAGGAAUAGCUCUUCGCAACAUCCGCGGAGCACGCCGGGCAAGACUAUAUGGCGCCGAGACCCGCGCCCAGCGUGAUUCGCUAUACUUCUGGCCUCGCGUAUCUCUGCAGGCUCGCUCUGGGUACUUCGUCGUGCCUUUGAUUGGUCUCCAUGUGCUCGUGAAUCGGUAUACGCCGCUGGCGGUUGAGGGCGGUAGUUCCGGCGUGGGACUGGCGUAUGUUGCGCAUGGCAUUGCUCGGAGUCCUAUGUUUUGGAAUGCGUUCUACUUCUUCUUUGUGACUGCGAGUGUGUGGCACUUUGUGGGUGGAUGGGCGACUUGGAUGGGAUGGCGGGUUACUACGGCUCGCAAAGAACGUGGGCAGAAGCCUUCGCUUGAUGGCUUGCUUGGAUUCUCGGAUAGCACUACCCGGUCCAAGAGGCAGCGCAAGAUGUGGUGGGUGGUGAAUGGUGUUGCGGCUGCGGGUGCGGCCUUCUGGCUUGCUGGUGCACUUGGUAUUGUUGGACGUGCUGGCGAAGGUGCUGGCUGGGAGGCUAAGGGCUGGAAUGAGAUGUAUAGUCAGGUCCCGAUGAUUGGGGCCUGGUUGUGA
Messenger RNA from Penicillium brevicompactum, 978 nucleotides. RefSeq lists its product as uncharacterized. Bases 1 to 978 code for a protein of 325 amino acids. Gene Ontology annotation, cellular component: mitochondrial outer membrane. The transcript has 2 exons. NCBI's taxonomy places the organism in Eukaryota, Fungi, Ascomycota, Eurotiomycetes, Eurotiales, Aspergillaceae. The record is from RefSeq and is a predicted model, not a curated record. Gene Ontology annotation, biological process: lipid homeostasis; mitochondrion organization.